Molecule: messenger RNA, 2967 nt
Organism: Sungouiella intermedia
Lineage: Eukaryota; Fungi; Ascomycota; Pichiomycetes; Serinales; Metschnikowiaceae
Source: the annotation of a GenBank genome assembly
AUGGAAUCCAUCAAUCAGGAGCGACUCGAGCUUCUGUCCAAGAACAAAUCUGCUUGGGAUGGCGAGGUGUACGUUCCUUCAGGCAAAUUGGACUCUGCUUUGAAGAAAAAUUCUGCGUUCAUCAAGAAGAUCAAGAUCAGUUUGAAUGCUGAGAAUUAUGCCACCAUAUUAAAGGAUAUUGAGACAUUGAGCUUGGAGAAGUACUUGAGUGAGGUGUUGGCCUCUUUGGAGGAAUCAAUCCUUAAAGUCAGCAAGCCUGAUGACAUAAUGGCUGCUGUCAGAAUCAUUUCGUUACUCCAUCAGAGAUUUCCAGCACAAUUAACAUCGCCUCUACUCACCGUAUUGAUUAAUGCAGUGGUUGAAAAGGACUUGGAUGAGCCUAUUUCAAGAGUCAGAAAUGCUCUUAAGCUUCUCUUUGAAAUGCACUUGGUGGGUCUCUGCACGAGUAUCAGCCAAUGUGAUAAGGAGACUUUGAGUCCGGCAGCAUUGCAAUAUUACAACAAAUUCAAAGAUGAAGCAGUGAUAAUCCCCUUGCUUAAAGAUGUGAUGUCGUUCAAGCCAAGAACUGGCUACUCUCUUCCGAUAAUAGUGCUGUUUUUAAAGCGGUACUUGAUUGUACUAGACGAUAACCAGUCAUCGAUAUCAGACAGCUUGCAGAACGAGCUAAGAGAGUUGUUUGCAACUUAUACAACCAAACUGAUUGUAAUUUUAGAGAAACACCAUGAUUACGUUUCCAAAUUGGCUAAACGAGACAAAUCUGUAUCAAUCAAAACGGGAAAGCUCUCUGAUGGGCUACAGGAGUCACUCCAAUCGGGCAAAGAGAUUGAAGAACACAUGAAAGUUAACAUUUCAGCUCUUUGUGAGUUUCUUGACAUCGAAUUCCCUCAGCUAGGAGAUGAUCAAGAUGAAAGUAAUACUGAUGUCAUCGUAUAUUCAAAUGAGUCUCCAAAGGUUUGGUGGGAAGAUUCCAAGGAGAGAGCAUUCUACAAAGAGAUACCUACAGUCGAUGGGCUAUUGUCUGAAUCCUCCCUCACAGUGAUGCCCACUGACGAUUUUUGCCUUCUUCGAGACGCUGAGAAGGUCUCGUCAUUCAUACAGCAAUUGGAAGUUGUUGACUCCGAAUUGGGACUUAAUAAGCUCGUUGUUAUUUUCAAACAACAAAUACCAGACAAUAAGGCAACUGCAAACAGAAUCCUACGGUUUUUCUCCGCUGUUCCGAAGGUGGAUAAUAUCAAGUUUUAUGCACGGUUCCUUGCUAUCACCAAGGAUACCCUCUCAGAUAUGAUAAAUGAGCUCAUCGACACCUUGGACCGAAGCUUCCGCUCGCAAAUGUAUCAUGGCUCUAUCAACUUCAGAAAUCUCUACUUCUUCAUCGAGCUCGUCAAAUUCAAGUUGGUUCCGUUACAUAUAGUAUUCCAUAAGAUUCGCAAAAUGACAAUGAAUCUUGCUGGAACAAGUAAUGUGGACAUUCUUCUGAUAUUUUACGAAAGGUGUGGAAAAUUCCUUCUUCUUGAACCAGAGUACCGGGCAGAUACCACAGAGAUGCUUAAACUCUUGCGAGAAAAUUCAAAGAGCGACAAGCUUUCCAUUAAUGAGAAGAGCUCAUUAAAUAAUAUGUUCUUGAUAGUGGAGUCCUUCACGUCAACCAGACCAAUAGAGAAACCAAAGGUUAUUCAACGUUCUGCAAUUGAAGAUUUCGUUAUCCAACUCAUCAGAAGACUUGCCAACCCAGCCAAUCACGUUGAAAUUGCUAAUAUCAUUAGACCAUUUGCACAUCACCCUGAAGCUCAGAGAGCGCUUCUUUAUGUCUAUCUGAAGCCUGAGGAAUUACCCCUGGACUGCCUUGGUUGCUUGGCUGGUGUUUUGGGAUAUUUGGGUCCUGAACAUUCAUUUAUCGUAGACCGAAUUUGUGAUACUUUGGUAGAGAAGGUUGUUAGAGGUCUAGAACUCAAUGACUACAGACAGAAUGUCGCCAGAACGGCACAGAUCAAACUAUUGGCUGCUUUGUGUAACAGGACGGUGUUGAGUUUCAGAUGUGCUCUUGAUCUACUUUUCAAGAUUAUUUGUUUUGGAUAUCCGAACAAUCUUCCGCUUCCAAACUCAAACUUACCUAUCGAUGCUGCCGAUGACUAUUUCAGAAUACACUUGGUGUGCACUUUCUUAAAGUCAGCUACCUUAUCGAAAGUAGCCAAGGCCAAUUUAUUCAAGCGUGGAACCAAAUCCAUUGAAGGACUCGUUGUAUUUUUGCAAUACUACAUUUUUUGCAAGAAACAUCCGCUUCCCAAAGACAUUCAAUUUUCAAUUGAAGACUCUUUCAAAGCUUUCAACUCGCAAGCUUUAGAACCUUUCCAAAGAGCCACGGAUUUGAGUUCUGCGAUGUUAGCACUUCAGAAAUUUACAAGCACAAAGUAUGAGGAAACUCAAACUCAAGAAGUUGAAAUAUUUGAUGAUACGGACACAGAGGUGGAGCUUGAGUUGAGUGAAGAGGAAACGCAAAGUGAAAGCGAGCUGGACGAGUCGGAUGAAGAUGCUGAGUCAGAGAAUGAAGAAGACGAAGUAGACGAACUUCUGGAAUCGGAAAUUGGAUCGGACCCUCUGGACGACGAGUCGUCUGACGACGAUGAAGACCAAAUUCACCAAGUAGGACGGGAAAUGGCUGCAUUGGAAAUUGAAAGACGAGAAGCUGAAACUUUGGAUAGAGGCAUUCGUGAAUUGGUGAACAAGUCCGCUCAACAAGCAAAGACAUUUGUACCUUUCAAAAUACCUUCUCCUUCGAUGCUAAUCUCACCCAUUACAGAGAAAGUUGAUGGGCCCAUGAAUUUUACGCUUGUUACGAAAAGGAAUGCUACUAGGAAAGUUUUGCUACCUUCCAAUAACCAAUUAGCAGAAAGAAUGAAAAGAGAGCAGGCCGAGCGAGAUGCAAACAGGGCCAAGAUCUUGAGCUUGAUCAACAACAUGGACUCGUGA